Boleophthalmus pectinirostris (great blue-spotted mudskipper) is the source of this 3023-nucleotide messenger RNA. RefSeq names its product lamin B1 (gene lmnb1). Lineage: Eukaryota; Metazoa; Chordata; Actinopteri; Gobiiformes; Gobiidae. The record is from RefSeq and is a predicted model, not a curated record.
CGCAUUGCGUCGAGCCCAGCCAUUGGCCAGAAACGCGCAGCGUAAAAAUUUCAAUGAGCCGCCAUAUUGGCAGGACAGCCCCUCUUUCAUUCGCUUUGAGGCAAGCCAAGAGCUACUUUCGGGACAGUUCGAACGACCGCCGGCGAGAAUUCAGCUUCACGGUUCAGAAAGAUUGGUCUGCGCCGGCGGAGGGCUGUUUUAGAGGGUUUGGAGUCCAUCGUAUUAGGUUGUAGCUGCUCUUACCACAAUGGCGUCUGUGCCUACGACUCCAACCGGCCAGAAAAGCACGUGUGGCGUCGGCACACCACUGAGUCCGACCAGGAUCACCAGGCUGCAGGAAAAACAGCAGCUACGGGACUUGAAUGACCGCCUGGCUGUCUACAUUGACAAGGUCCGCAGUCUUGAGUCAGAAAACGAUGUGCUCCAUCUGAAGAUUAGUGAAAAGGAAGAGGUCCGGAGCCGGGAGUUGAGUGGGCUGAAAGCUCUGUAUGAGACCGAGCUCGCCGACGCCAGAAAGAGCCUGGAUGACUCCUCCAAGGAGCGGGCCUGGCUGCAGAUUGAGCUGGGAAAAAUCAAAACUGACCAUGACCAGCUGCUUCAGAGCUACAACAAAAAGGACUUGGAGGCAGCAAAUGCUCAGUCCCGGCUAAAGGAUCUAGAAGCGCAGCUCAACUCCAAAGAUGCAAUGCUGGCCACUGCCCUCUCUGAAAAGAGGGGUCUGGAAGCAACUAUUAAUGACCUGCAAGAACAACUUCAAGAGCUCGAUAUUGGCCUUGCCCAGGCUAAAAAACAACUUGGUGAUGAGAUGCUUCUGCGUGUUGUUGGAAACCGCUGCCAAAGUCUGACAGAGGAGGCAGAAUUCCGUAAAAGCAUGCAUGUGGAGGAGGUGAAAGAAGCUCGGCAGCGCUAUGAGACACGGUUGGUAGAGGUCGACUCUGGCCGCAAAGAAGAGUAUGAAUACAAGCUGACCCAGGCCCUGGCCGACAUGAGGGCUCAAAAUGAAGAGCAGAUUCUGAUCUACAAGGAGAACAUGGAGAGCACCUAUGCAGCCAAACUGGAAGAUCUGCACCGUUUGUCUGAGAUGAAUGGUGCAUCUGCAAACAUGGCCCGAGAAGAGUUGAGGGAGUCCAGCCUGAGAAUAGAGAGUCUGAGCGCACAGCUUGGAAGCCUGCAGAAGGAGACCAGAGGAUGGAGAGACCGCAUCUCUGAAUUAGAAGCAACUUUGGCCCAAGAGAAGGACAACAGCCGUAGACUGCUGGCUGAAAAAGACCGUGAUCUAGCAGAGAUUCAAGCCAAAAUGCAUCAGCAACUAAAUGAGUAUGAACAACUGCUGGAUGUGAAACUUGCACUGGACAUGGAGAUCAAUGCCUACCGCAAACUUUUAGAAGGAGAAGAGGAGAGGCUGAAACUCAGCCCCAGCCCUACAGCUCGUGUGACAGUGUCUCGAGCUUCAUCCAGCAGCCGAAGUGUGCGCACCACUCAGGGCAAGCGUAAACGUGUGGAUGUGGAGGAACGGGAAGCCAGUAGCUCUGUGAGCAUCUCUCACUCUGCCUCAGCCACAGGGCCUGUCCUUAUUGAGGAGAUUGACACUGACGGCAAAUUUAUCUGUCUUGGCAACAGCAGUGAUGAGGACCAAGCUAUGGUUGGUUAUGAACUCUUGAAGACAAUUGGAGAAACAUCAGCCACUUACAAGUUCACUCCCAAGUUUGUCCUUAAAGCUGGCCAAAAAGUCACGAUUUGGGCCUCUGAUGCUGGUGUGAGCUCCAAGCCUCCUUCUGACCUGGUGUGGAAAAGUCAGAGCUCGUGGGGAUCAGAGGAGGAUGUUGUGGUGGUGCUCUUGAACCCUCAGGGAGAGGAAGUGGCAAAAAGGACCACCAUUUAUAAUGCACCAAUCGAAGAGGAACAAGGCGAUGAUGGUAUGCAGGCCAUUGAGGAAGAACAGCAAGUGGUUAACGAAACCAAGAGAUCCAACUGCGCCAUUAUGUAAAGGUUUUCAUAUGAUUUCACAUCUGCUGACCACCUCCACUGAGCCCAGCCACUCCGCUGCCAACUACAAUACCUACAACUAUUUUUCUAUCUUUUUAUAGUGUUUUAAUAAGAUUUUAUGUUUUGAUGUUUUGAUUUUGUCUUUUUCAUGAAUUUUGGUUGUUCUACUCAAAGCCAGGUUCUCUUGACACAAUAUGUGAGUUUUUAAACACCUUUUUAAACAUUUGGUUUUGUAUUUGUUAUUAUUUACUUGUCCUGUUGUUGGACUUAAAAACAAAGCUUUGAAUUCUGACUUGAAGGCUGGUUUGAAUUACUUUUCUCCACUUUGCUUUUAAAGUUGCAUAAUGAAUGUAUAGAAAAUAUAACUAAUCAUAAGCACACUAAGGACAGUGAUAAAAGUGGGUAAUCUGAGGAUUGUAUUAAAAAAAUACAAUCACAAUAGCCAAGAUUUUGUCUGCAAAUACUGCCAGUCUGAGGUAAAUAGUUCACAACCCAAACUGACCAGACCAAACACUAAGGAACCACUGAUACACCCUACCUUAUCUGGGCUGAAGAAAAUGAGCCAAAUAAGAAAUCUGGAUGCUAAACUGUGGGUUCUGUGACUCCUCACUAAGUAACCUCCUUUUGUUGACUUCAGAAUAUACUUGCACCACUUAAAGUGUUGAUUGUAUUGUUAACUUUUCAUGUGUUUUGAAUACUGUGUUAUGCAUGCUAUGGCCAUAAUCUUCAUUGUUAAAUUUAAAAUGUAUAUUUCAUGUAGGCAUUGUCAUUUUUUAGCAGUGAAUCAGGCCAGGUAGAAAUAAACUUGUCAAAUAUUUUAGUAAUUGUGCCAGCAAAGGUCUAUUUUUGUAUUUGAUAUUUUGAAGUAGUUAAUUGUAUUCAUCUACUUAAGUGUUCUUACUUAGGCUUCUUGUUGGCCAGCCGAAUCCUUGUUUAUCAUCCAGGUGUGUUAACUUUAGAAUGUUACCAAGAACUAAUUAUCUUAAAUAACAGGGUGCUAUUCAAUAAAAUAAAAGCAUGGACAUUUGUGAAUUUAA